GCCAUUGUUAACACUAUUCAAACAGAAUAAAAUAAGAUUUUUAUAGAAAUUUCAGAAAUGUAUUUGCUACUUUCCAGAAUUAAAAAUCAUGCCAUCAUCUAUGGAAGCUACUAGUUUCUUCCUACUUUUUCUGCUGGCUUUCUGCUCUUGUAUACACAAUAUUUUUUCUACUACAACAGAUUUAAUCAGUACAAAUCAAUUCAUCAUAGAUGGUGAAACUAUUAUUUCAUCCGGUGGAACCUUUGAGCUGGGAUUUUUCAUCCCCAGAGGUUCCAUAAAUCGAUAUAUUGGGAUAUGGUACAAGCAAAUUCUUCCUCAAGUCCAAACAGUUGUAUGGGUUGCCAACAGAGAAAACCCGCUCAACAAUACUUCUUCAGCUGUUUUGAAGGUCACCAGGCCAGGAAUACUUGCUCUUCUAAAUGACAAGAAUGAAACUAUAUGGUCCACUAACACCUCAAGAUCAGUCCAAAAUCCAGUUGCAGUGCUUUUAGAUUCUGGUAAUCUUGUUGUAAAAGAAGCAAAUGAUAACAGCCCAGAAGAUUUCCUCUGGCAGAGCUUCCAUUUUCCAACUGAUACGCUCUUGCCUGAUAUGAAGCUUGGCAAGAAUUUUAAAACUGGCCAUGAGGUUUAUCUUUCAUCAUGGAAGAACGAUAAUGAUCCAGCUCCAGGAGAAUUCACUCGUAACAUUGAUCCUACUGGAUAUCCACAAGCCCUAACCAAGAGUGGCACAAAUGUAAUGGCUCGUAUAGGACCAUGGAAUGGUUUACGAUGGAGUGGAGCACCCAUACCACUACUAGAAUGCUGCUUUUAUCAAUUUAUUUUCAAUGAGGAGGAGGUUUACUAUAGCUUUUCACUCAUUAACAGCUUGGACUUAACAAGACUAGUCCUGACUAGCAAUGGUUAUAUACAACAUUUGAAGUGGGUGGAAUGGACAAAGAGAUGGCAUACUUACUACAAUUUACCAGCGGAUUAUUGUGAUACACAUAGCCUAUGUGGUGCCUAUGGGAGCUGUGGCGUAGAUAGUUCCCCUGUUUGUGGAUGUUUGGAGAAGUUUGUACCUAAAUAUCCACAACAAUGGGAAAAGGGAGAUUGGACAAAAGGGUGUGUUCGGAGGACACACUUAGAUUGCAACAGGGAACAUGUAUUUAUAAAAUAUCCUGGACUCAAGUUGCCAGAUACUAAGCACUCUCAGUACAAUAAAACCAUGACACUCGAAGGGUGUAGGCAAGUAUGCUUCACGAACUGCUCCUGCACAGCUUAUUCAAGUUUAGAUAUAAGUAAUGGAGACAAAGGAUGCUUAUUAUGGUUUGGGGAAUUGGUUGACAUCAGAAAGCUAUCGGAAGGUGGACAAGACAUUUUCAUCAAGAUGGAUUCUUCAGAGCAAGAAUCUGAGGCAGGUUCAAAAACAAAGAAGGCAAAGAUACUCGCAGUGAUUUUCUCAUUGUUGAUGGCAAUGAUUAUGCUAAUCCUGAUUUUGUUGUGGUACAAAUGGAAAAAUAAAAAACUGAAACUCAAAGAAGAUUUUGAGCUUCCACUGUUCCCAUUGUUGACAAUAACAAGAGCAACAAAUAACUUUUCGGUCAACAACAAGAUUGGAGAGGGUGGAUUUGGACCUGUUUACAAGGGAGUAUUGGAAGAUGGACAAGAAAUUGCCGUGAAGAGACUGUCAAGGACUUCCAUGCAAGGAAUUGAUGAAUACAAGAACGAAGUUAUCUAUAUUGCCAAGCUUCAGCAUAGAAAUCUUGUGAGACUUCUGGGUUGCUGCAUCCAAGGGGAAGAAAAGAUGUUGAUCUAUGAAUACAUGCCUAACAACAGCCUAGAUUCCUACAUUUUUGACCAAACAAAGAACAAAUUACUUGACUGGCCAAAGAUUUUCCACAUCAUCAACGGAAUUGCUCGUGGCUUAUUGUAUCUCCAUCAAGACUCUAGACUACGGAUUAUCCAUAGAGACCUUAAAGCAAGCAAUGUUUUGCUAGAUAUAGAGAUGAAUCCAAAGAUAUCAGACUUUGGCUUGGCCAGAAGUGUUACAGGAAAUGAAAUGGGAGCAAAAACACGCCAUGUGGUUGGGACAUAUGGUUACAUGUCCCCAGAAUAUGCAGUAGAUGGGAAGUUCUCGGUAAAAUCAGAUGUGUUUAGCUUUGGCGUAUUGGUGUUAGAGAUUGUGAGUGGCAAGAAAAAUAGAGGAUUUGUUCACCAAGACCACAACCUUAACCUUCUCGGUCAUGCAUGGAAGCUUUACAAAGAGGAUAGAUCGUUGGAACUAGCUGCUGAGCAGCUGGCUGACUCUUGCAACACUUCUCAAGUUUUGAGGUCAAUCCAUGUGGGUUUAUUAUGCGUGCAACAACAUCCGGAUGAUAGACCAAGCAUGUUUUCUGUGGUUCAUAUGUUGGCUAAUGAUGGUCUACUUCCAAAAGCCAAAGAACCGGGAUUUUUCACAGAACGAAAUGUAUAUGAUGAAGCAAAAUCAGGAUUGCAGACAAGAAGUUCAAAAAAUGAAUUCACUAUCACAUUGUUAGAUCCACGAUAGGUGUGACAAAAUAACAAUUUUGACUUGCGUGCACAUGAAUAAGAAAGAUAUACAUUACAACUUUGGUUAUUGUGAAAUACAGUAUUACUUAAAUAAAAUAAACAUCAAGUUCUACGUAUGUUAAUGUAUGGACCUUUUU
Solanum stenotomum is the source of this 2666-nucleotide messenger RNA. RefSeq names its product G-type lectin S-receptor-like serine/threonine-protein kinase At4g27290. Gene Ontology annotation, molecular function: ATP binding; protein serine/threonine kinase activity. The transcript is spliced from 6 exons. Gene Ontology annotation, biological process: protein phosphorylation; recognition of pollen. The coding region runs from base 89 to 2527 and encodes 812 amino acids. NCBI's taxonomy places the organism in Eukaryota, Viridiplantae, Streptophyta, Magnoliopsida, Solanales, Solanaceae. The record is from RefSeq and is a predicted model, not a curated record.